AUGGCCAUGAGGGAAACAGUUGAGAAUCAAAUGAGUUGUCCUUCAAUUACUUCUUCUUCGCGUGUUGCAAUUUUUUUCAUUUUUGUCGUCUGUGGUGCUCUGCUAUGUUCAUCUAUUUCUUCACUCCUUACCUUUACUGUUUUGAUUUUAUCCACUCUUCUCCUCUUCAAAGUCACAAAGAGAAAAUCGAUUACCAGUACUGGUGAUGAUCUAGCAAGAGAAGAAGUUGUUAGCACCACCAUUUAUAGGGAAGUUUCGGAAGAGGUUACCCAUGAAAAGCAACAGGAAAGUAUGGAUAUUUCGGAAGAGGAGGAAGAAAGUAGAGAAGAAGAUGAAGUGGGUCAGCUUCAAAAGAAUCAAAACAUCGUGACAGGAUCACAUGGUUUAUCGUCAGAGAGCGAAAGGAUGGAUCACUCAUCGUCGACUAGUGAGGGUUCUGAGUUUGAUUGGGCGUUUCCCAGUGAAGUAAGAUGGGGUCCAGCUGCUUGCUCUGAUGAUUCCAUUUCAGACGAUGACAGCCUUAUUGAAAUCGAGCUCCCAGAAGGUACCUAUUUUGGUACAAAGGAAGAACCAAUUACUGUAAAGUCACGGCCAAAUUUGCCGGAUUUCUUGCCGGAAUCAAUGUUCCCACAAGAGGAUCUGAUGGGUAUUUUGGCAGAGAUUAAUGAGAUGAACGAAGAAGAAAACUUGAUUGAAAUCGACAUAUCAAUGGGUUCCAUCAAGUGUUCAAGGUUAGAGAUUGAAGCAUAAGUUGUUGUUGUUGGCACUUUGGAGUUCAUCUUCUCUACGAAGCCUAUCUGUGCCUUUGGAAGUUGAUGAUAUUCUUAUUGUCACUUGUCAGGGUUUAGGAUUAAAACUAAAAGUUUUGAAGUUUAGGGUUUCAUCCCUCUUGUCCCGUUAUAGUGCUUCAAAGUUGUUCUACUUUUUCAUUGACAUUUUUUUUUUUUUUUACCUUCUUCACAAAUA
Molecule: messenger RNA, 966 nt
Organism: Telopea speciosissima
Lineage: Eukaryota; Viridiplantae; Streptophyta; Magnoliopsida; Proteales; Proteaceae
Exons: 1
Coding region: 1-750 (249 amino acids)
Source: RefSeq, a predicted model, not a curated record